GGGGCAGGGGCAGUGGGUCAGCGCUGAACCUGCCUGCCUCAUUCUGCGGGUGAUUCUGGUCCUGUGAGGAGCUGUGCGAGUGGUGCAGUAAUGCGGGCCCAGUUUGCCAGCGGGACAUUAACAGAUCUGCAGCGUGUGAAUCUGCUGGAGGAGCUGCUGCAGGCUCAUGAGCGCGCCGUGGAGAAGCGCAAGGCUGAGGCCAGGGAAUCCUUGAUGAAGGUGAGCAGAUGUCCCCUCGUGUGGGUCUGCAGCUCCAGCCCUGUGGGCACUGGUUGCCAUGAUGGAGGGGGCAGGAGGGGACAACGGCAUGGAGCUGCCAUCAGACGGAGCUCCGUGGGAGUGCGGAUGCCGUGAUGGCCGCUCCUCUUCUCCUUUCCCGCAGGAUGCCCAGCAAAUACGUGAAAAAAGAACGACUGCCACGAAA
Molecule: messenger RNA, 424 nt
Organism: Gallus gallus (chicken)
Lineage: Eukaryota; Metazoa; Chordata; Aves; Galliformes; Phasianidae
Product: trichohyalin-like
Exons: 2
Coding region: 91-354 (87 amino acids)
Source: RefSeq, a predicted model, not a curated record